Microthlaspi erraticum is the source of this 1005-nucleotide messenger RNA. The record is from the annotation of a GenBank genome assembly. Lineage: Eukaryota; Viridiplantae; Streptophyta; Magnoliopsida; Brassicales; Brassicaceae.
AUGGACAAAUCUGAAAAAAUCGCAUACGUUUCUGUUUUGUCUCUUCUCUCACUUUCUCUUCUUCUUCUCAUCGUCUUCCUCUUCUUAUUAUGCAGAAAGAAACCGAUCCGGUCAGACGAAUCUCUACUUCCAGAAACCAAACCGGCCGGUCAUGCUUAUCCCUUGACAGAGUUAGAUUCGGCAACCGACGGAUUUAACCAGCGACGAAUCCUCGGUAGCGGUCGGUUAGGAACGGUUUACGCAGCGGUUCUUCCAGAGCACAAAAAUCUCGUCGCGGUUAAAAGAAUACAUCCCGGUUUGGUUUUGAGUAAACCGGGUUUCGGUUUCUCCACGGUUCUCAAAACGCUUUCUUCUUCUCAUCAUCCCAACGUCGUCUCGAUCGUAGGGUUUUCGGAAGCUCCCGGAGAGAGGAUCGUGGUAACGGAGUUCGUCGGAGAGGCGAGAAGUUUGAGUGAUCACUUACACGGAGAUUCCGAUCUCGAAACGGCGGUUUCUACCGUUGAUCUUGACUGGCGGAAACGUUUCAAAAUCGCGGCGGCAGCGGCGAGGGGUUUAGAGUAUCUGCACGACGUUACAAACCCUAGAAUCGUCCACGGUCGAUUUACGUCGUCGAAUAUAUUGUUGGAUGAGAAAUUCGCGGCAAAGGUUUCGGAUUACGGAUUUGGGUUUUUGAUUCCGCGUGAGAAAUCGGAGAUUUCUGGGUACAUUGAAGAAGGGUAUUGUAAAGAGAGCGAUGUGUACGGAUGCGGCGUCGUUUUGCUGGAGAUUCUGAGUGGGAGAAGAAGCGAAAACGGGUUGAUUGUGAAAUGGGCAACGCCUCUGAUCAAAGAACAGAGAUUCGGUGAGCUUUUGGACCCGAGAGUUGUUGUUCAGAGUGAAACUAAGUGUUUGGUGAUAAGAUUAGCGAAAGUCGCUUUGGCCUGCGUCGGGAAUUCGCGGAGGAGCCGGCCGCCGAUUUCUCAGGUGGCGGCGAUUUUGAACAGUUUAGAGAGGGAAGGGGGGUGA